AUGUCGGGCUACUACUAUCCUACUUCUUCAGCAGAGGAAGAAUACCAUCUGGCGCAAGCAUAUCGAACGCACGCGGUGCCUCAGCAACCUUUACCCAGUUACGAACCGCAUCUCUUCUCAUACGGGCAGCAACCGCUGGCCGAGCAGACUGAAUACUACCAAUCCCCUCCCCAGUAUCCACCCAUGGAUUUGAGACCAUAUCAACCAUCGUCAGAACCAGUUCCUUGGACUCAGGGCCAAAUUCCGUCAAAUGUGGACUCCUACAGCCACGAGGUUGCAGCGCCAUUUCCCCAGUAUACCGAGGCUUUUGACUACGGCACGGAACCUGCAGUGGCAGGGUCUUCUCAGGCGCCUGCGGCAUAUCUUUCACCCAAUCUAGCCAGCAGGGGCAGAUUAUCACGGGCGGGCUCUUUCAUGUCGAAUACGAGUUCAGUCCAGAGCAAAUCCGACAUGUCCAGAAGUGGUUCCCCCAACGCCGGCGAGAUGGCCAAGUGGGGUUUCAAGAACAUGGACGGGAGCUGGUCGUGUGGAUUUCCAGGCUGCACUUCCCGAUCGACCUUCACCCGGGGCUGCGAUCUUCGCAAACACUACAAACGCCAUUCGAAAUCACUCUUCUGCCGCCACGAUGGAUGUCCGCAGGCCACGGAAGGAGGUUUCUCCAGCAAAAAGGAUCGAGCUCGACACGAGGCCAAACACAACCCAAGCAUUGUCUGUGAAUGGGAUGGAUGCGAGCGCUUGUUCAGCCGCCAGGACAACAUGGUGAGUGGCGAGCAUGGUUAG
Zasmidium cellare ATCC 36951 is the source of this 780-nucleotide messenger RNA. RefSeq lists its product as uncharacterized. Bases 1 to 780 code for a protein of 259 amino acids. Lineage: Eukaryota; Fungi; Ascomycota; Dothideomycetes; Mycosphaerellales; Mycosphaerellaceae. The record is from RefSeq and is a predicted model, not a curated record. The transcript has a single exon.